CUGAAGUUAUAGAAAUACUAAGGUCCAGGGCACAUUAUAAUAACAUAAAAUAUGUUAUUUAAUUACUAAGUUCAGAUUAGCAAAACAUAAUUUGGAAGCAUAAAAUAAAAAUGAAAUUUAUUUCGAUAUUAGUAUUUAUAGCAAUUAAUUGUACUCCUGAAAUAAAAUCUUCAAAUAUAUUGAUUUUUGUACCUUCACCUUGGAAGAGUCAUAUUGUGUCAUUUGAACCAUUGUUUUUGGAAUUGGCACACCGAGGUCACAAUGUAACGGUGGUAUCAAAAUUUGCUGUGAAAAAUCCACCGCUUAAUUAUACACAAAUUGUUCCAAAAUAUAAGAUGGAUUUUGGAUCAGUAUCGGACAUUGUAAUGCAAGACAGAAACAAAUAUUUAUUUUUUUUCGAUGAAAUAUAUAUGCGAAAUGUAAUUGGUAUUAAUAUAACCAAAAAUUAUGUAUCCGAUCCAGUGGUACAAAAGUUUAUUAAAGAAGAUCAAACCAAGUUUGAUUUGGUGAUUAUAGAAUCGUUUUUCCAAGAUUGUACCGUAGCGAUGGGCCAUAAAUACGGUGCCCCCGUAAUUAGUAUCAUUCCGGUAGCGCCUUUUUUUACCGUCUCUCGCCAUGCUGCCAAUCCUUCAGAUUUUUCUUAUAUUAAAGAUUUUAAGUUGAACGCUGGCAAAUCACUUGACUUCCAAAGUAGAUCACUUAAUACUUUAUUUGGCUUAUACAGUUUGUUUAUUGAACCAAUCACGUAUAUCCCACUAUUAGAACAAAUAAUGGAUACGUAUUUUCAAUAUCCUGGAUAUGAAAACAGACCAACGAUGACAGAGAUGCUCGAAAAUAUAUCACUCAGCUUAAUCGAUUCUGAUGUAGCAAUUCUUAGUCCACGACCUUACGUUCCAAAUUUCAUCGAAAUUCCUGGUAUUCACAUACAACCUACAAAAAAAAUGUGUGAGACACUACAGAACUUCAUGAAUACAGCUACAGCUGGAGUUGUGUACUUAAAUUUUGGCACUAUAUUAGAUGUGGCUAGACUACCGAAACCUUCACUAGAAGUUUUGGUAAAUGUUUUGGGACGACUGGAACAAAAAGUUUUGUUCAAAUGGACUAAUAACGAUACUCAAGGAUUCCCAAAUAAUUUUUAUGUCGACUCUUGGUUUCCACAGUUAAACAUUCUGAGGCAUCCAAAUUGCAAACUUUUUAUUACACACGGAGGAGUUCAUGGCAUAAUGGAAACAAUAGAUGCUGGAAUUCCUUUUAUCGGAUUUCCCAUUUUCGGGGAUCAAUUCCAAAAUUUAAAAAUUAGCCAAGAAAAUGGCUUUGGGAUUAUUAGCAAUAUUCAUACAUUGAGUGAAGAAACUUUUGAAAGAGACGUUAAGCUAAUAUUGACUGAUACGAGGUUUACAGAAAAUGCAAAACGGAUGUCCACGAUAUUUCAUGAUAGACCGAUGUCAGCACUUGAUACGGCGGUUUAUUGGGUGGAAUACGUUAUUAGGCAUAAAGGAGCUCAUCAUUUACGUUCUACGGCUGUGAAAUUAACAUGGUACCAAUAUUUAUUAUUAGACGUUAUUCUAUUUUUUAUUAUAAUUGCAUUAUUAUUAAUUUAUAUUUGUUAUUUUAUAACUAAAUGUAUUAUGCGGUCAAUACUUAAAUUGUUCAUUAAACAGAAAACAGAUUAAUAUUUAGCAAAAUUAUACUCGUUUAAAU
This is a messenger RNA of Rhopalosiphum maidis (corn leaf aphid), 1701 nucleotides long. RefSeq names its product UDP-glucuronosyltransferase 2B7-like. The transcript has 6 exons. Gene Ontology annotation, molecular function: UDP-glycosyltransferase activity. Bases 111 to 1673 code for a protein of 520 amino acids. The record is from RefSeq and is a predicted model, not a curated record. NCBI's taxonomy places the organism in Eukaryota, Metazoa, Arthropoda, Insecta, Hemiptera, Aphididae.